Molecule: messenger RNA, 1716 nt
Organism: Acipenser ruthenus (sterlet)
Lineage: Eukaryota; Metazoa; Chordata; Actinopteri; Acipenseriformes; Acipenseridae
Gene: msx1a
Product: muscle segment homeobox 1a
Exons: 2
Coding region: 122-973 (283 amino acids)
Biological process (GO): embryonic morphogenesis; regulation of transcription by RNA polymerase II
Cellular component (GO): nucleus
Molecular function (GO): RNA polymerase II transcription regulatory region sequence-specific DNA binding; DNA-binding transcription factor activity, RNA polymerase II-specific
Source: RefSeq, a predicted model, not a curated record
ACUGUGUUGACUAAACGUGACAAUGUUCUGAAAGCUGAAGGAUCUUGCUUUAUUGUAAGUCUUGUUGUACCGUGUUGAACUGUUCCUGUUGACCGCUGUGAUCAGAAAGGAUUGGCUUUGUAUGGCCCCAACUGUUGACAUGACUUCUUUAACGAUCGGCUUAAAAACUGAAGAGGCUUCACGUGUUGUUUUGAACAGAAGUGAAAUGCAAACGAACCUGAAAAUGGCAGGCGACGAGGAGGUGGAGAAGCCUAAAGUUGCUAUACUUCCAUUUAGUGUUGAAGCAUUGAUGGCAGAUAAAAAACCUACCAGAGAAGUAUCGAGUUCCGAAGUGACCGCUAUUGCAGGAGCGUCGCACACACUCAGUCCCAGAAUGGGUGCGCUAAGUGCUCCAGAGAUGCCAGGCUCUGCCGUGAGCAUCAGCUCGACAUUCUCUGUAGCAGGACUAAUCAAAAUGCCAGAGGAUGCAAUUGUCAAAUCUGAGAGCCCCGACAGGCAAGAACACAAUUCAUGGAUACAAAGUUCAAGGUUCUCGCCUCCUCCGCCAAGACGCCUGAGUCCCCCAGUUUGUCCUCUGAGAAAGCACAAAACUAACAGAAAGCCCCGGACUCCCUUUACCACGUCUCAGCUGUUGGCCUUGGAGAGAAAAUUCCGUCAGAAACAGUACCUGUCAAUCGCGGAGCGAGCAGAAUUCUCCAACUCUCUAAAUCUGACGGAAACACAGGUUAAAAUCUGGUUCCAAAACCGGAGAGCGAAAGCAAAAAGAUUGCAAGAAGCUGAGCUAGAGAAACUGAAAAUGGCAGCCAAACCCAUGUUGCCACCAGCUUUUGGGAUAUCCUUUCCUCUUGGUGCACAUGUGCCUGCGACCUCACUUUACGGGGCACCCCAUCCCUUCCACAGACAAUCACUACCAAUGUCACCCGUUGGACUUUAUGCCGCUCAUGUCGGAUACAGCAUGUAUCACCUGGCCUGAAACGGCCCCUUCCUUCAGUGACUUUGAAAUACCUCCAAAAUCAUAUCUUCUCAAACAUUUACAUGGUAACAGUCGAGUGUCAGAUAAAAAGAUUACCAUUUCAGAAGCUUUGUUUUGAACCUGAAAUGCUUGUUCUUUUUACGGUGAGAGAAAGACGUUCUAUAACGAAAAAAAUAAGCCAUCUAGACUAGUACACAAUUGGUUACUGGUACAUUGGUUUUGAAGGGGCUAUACUUACUACCACAGUUAUUGAAAAAUCAAUUAUUUGGGCACUUUUAGUAUUUACUAUAAAUAUGUUCCAAAUAACUUUUCGAGUUAUUUGUCAGUUUGGAACUUGGUGCUACACAAAGACGAGCCACGCUUAAUAUCAAUGACAACUCAUUUCUUUAAGUGCAUAGUUCAAGAAUGAUUUUGGCAUCCAAACAAAUCCACCAGAAACAACUGGUAUAUAUAUUAAAGAAAGUAUUGUAUUUGAAGGAAUGUGGGAAGAUUUAAUUUUGAUAUGAUGAGCAAUUUAUCAGAAGUAAAAUUGUGUUCUUUGAUAAAAAAAAAAAAACAACCCAGAGAACGGAAACAAUAGCAUUUGUAUUUGACAGCACUGUCUGCUGUGUGUUUUGCAAUGUUCCCUUUGGAAGGGAUGUGUGUACAAUGUAAUAUAAUGUAUAUUUGAAAUGUUAUUAUCAUUUAUAUUAUGACUAUAUUUGUUAAAUAAAUUAAUUAACAAUAAAAACGAUGUUUAUUCA